Messenger RNA from Lotus japonicus, 4850 nucleotides. RefSeq names its product protein HUA2-LIKE 3-like. Lineage: Eukaryota; Viridiplantae; Streptophyta; Magnoliopsida; Fabales; Fabaceae. Gene Ontology annotation, molecular function: double-stranded DNA binding; transcription coregulator activity. The record is from RefSeq and is a predicted model, not a curated record. Gene Ontology annotation, cellular component: nucleus. Gene Ontology annotation, biological process: regulation of transcription by RNA polymerase II. The transcript is spliced from 11 exons. The coding region runs from base 373 to 4410 and encodes 1345 amino acids.
AAGACAAGCAUUGAAAAGGCCGGAUUAUACUUUAUAGUCAACGCAUACCGCGCACGUUAGCGGACUUGAUGGGAUAUGUCUUUGACACUACUACUUCCCUGCGCACCAUACCGCUCCGCCGCACCGCAACCACCGAACCAGAACCACCUCACCUCUUCAACUCAACUCCCUCCAACUAGGGUUUCGAUUUUCUCACUCUUCACCCUCUUCACCUUCCAUUUUCCCAAUCCCCGGUGAGCUUCAAUGCCUGCAAAUUUUGGCAUCAAUUUCCAAACCCGUUUAGUUUUUGAUCAAAUUCGGCGUAUUGGGUGUUCAAUUCAGCACACAAAAUCGGUUCUUGUUAUCAUUUGACUGCGGCUUGUGUUGUUAGUUAUGGCGCCUAGUCGCAGAAAGGGUGGGAAGAAAGCGGCGGCGGCAGCGGCUUGCCGGGAAUGGAAGGUUGGUGAUCUUGUGCUUGCGAAAGUCAAAGGGUUCCCUGCUUGGCCUGCCACGGUAAGUGAGCUGGCGAAGUGGGGUUACUCGACUGAUCGGAAGAAAGUGCUUGUUUACUUCUUUGGAACCCAACAGAUAGCUUUCUGCAACCCUGCCGAUAUUGUUGCAUUUACUGAAGAGAAGAAACAGUCUCUUGUCAAAUGUCGAGGAAGGGGUGCUGAUUUUGUCCGUGCAGUGAAGGAGAUCAUUGAAAGUUAUGAAAAACUAAAGAGAAAGACCCAAGUUGAUAAUAUUAGCUCUGGCGGUGAAGUUACUAACUUAAAUGUGUCAAAUCCACUUGAUCCAUCUACCAGCAUAGGGUUAAAGGAUGAGUUGGAUGCUGCUUUGAUAAUCAAUUCACAAAUGAAAUAUUCAAAUUCUGCAACUGACAGACCUGAACUAGUUUGUGCAGCUGAGCAUGACUCAGCUGUUGCAAUGAGAGAUGAAUCUAAUGAUAAGGAGGAUGUAGAGGAGCCUCCCGAUAACUCUGUUGCAACUGCGACUGUAAAAUCACCGCUGCCAGUAACACUGAGAAAUACACCAGCUCAAAGGUCUAGAAGCCCAUCACAGGUCCAAAACUUUGUUGUACCUUGUAGCGAUGGUGGAAGUAAUGGUGGCAACACAUCAUCUUAUGCAAUCCAGAAGGCAUCUAUAAGAAGGAACAAACAUAUUAGGAAAUCACCUGACCUUUUUGGCUGUAGCGGUAACAAUUCUGAUGUUAGCAUGGAGGAAAAUGGUUCUGAAAUUAUUACAACCAAUUCUGAUGCCUAUAGCUUACACGAGGGAAGUGUAAUAGAUUCUAAUUUAGAACUUGAGGUGGCUGAGACUGUUGAGUGCCCUGAUUGUGAAGUCGAGUUAAACAAAGGCCACCAUGAAACAAAGUCUGCCAUCAAUAAGAAGAAAAGAAAACCAAACAAGAGGGAAACUAAUGAUGCUGGUGCUCAGAAUGCCUGUCAAAAUUUGCAGAAUAUGUGUGGAAAUUCAAAAGAGAGAUGCUCUGACCAAGAUGGAGAUAAACACUUGCCCCUUUCGAAGCGAGCCAGAGUUAGAAUGGGUAAAUCAUCACCCACAGAGACAGAACAGAAUCACAUUGUGCAAGUUCAAGGGAAAAGCUGUAAGGAAGAUAUUAACUCAACACAGCAGAUAAUCACAUCCUCAAAUUGUGAAAAAGAUAGCCUUCCUAUUGAAGAUCCAGCAGCAUUUAAUGGAGCUUUGGUUGAUGUCCCUUCUACGUCAUUAGCUCCAUGUUCUGAAUAUAGAUCUCAAAUUUGUGAAGUUAAGAGAGAGCAAAUGUUUGGCUGCUCUAUGGACGAUGAGGCUGCUUUACCCCCAUCUAAACGCCUCCACCGUGCUUUAGAAGCUAUGUCUGCCAAUGCCACUGAAGAAGGUUAUGUUUGCAUGGAGCCAUCAUCCUCUAUAAUGACAUCAAGUGGUGGAUUCUGCAUAUCUGCCACAAAAAGAUGUCCUUGUACGACCAUUAAUAAUAAAGGAAGUAGUGAUCUAGAACUGCAAGGGCUGAAUUCUUGGGGCGUUGAUUGUUCCAAUAUCAGUGUGUGUUGUUUCUCAGCUCAUUCAAAUCCAAUGAUUUUAACAGAGAAAAAGUUAUCUGCGGAAGUGGAUAAGCUGUUAACCAAGAUACAACAACAUGAAACUGGCAAGGAUGUCAUCCCUGGUGCUAGAGACCAAGUUGGUGAAGAACUUAGUGACUCUAUGGUUUUCCAGCCUGCUAAAAUAGAUUCACAAGUUCCAAUACAAGGAAAAGUUUCUCCUAAUUUUGAUGUGAAAUUUUGUAAAGUUGGAAGCAAUCAAGAUUCACCAGGUCCUUCACUGCCACCAAAUAAUGAUGAUAAUAUCAGGCCUGGGAACCAUUCAGAUGCAUCUGAUACAUUAGAUCAUGGUGGAAUAAGUCUUGAUCCUGUUGCAGGUGCCAAUGAAAGUUGUAAGUUAUUACCUCAAAAUAGUAUUAACGCGCAUCACAAUGUGAUAGCUGUUUGUGAGGAUGAGAAGCGAGCAGCUGGUGCCUGGAGUAAAAUUAAUGACAUGCAAGAUGCUGUGAAAGUGGUCAAUUUUAAUGAACAAGAGAAGGAUAGGAAUUCUGUUUCAAUAUCCAAUGAUUGUUCAGAUGGAAAGGGUAAUUUGGGCAGUCUGUCAAGCCCAUCCUUGACUAGUGGGGGAGAUUGCCAUCUACAAGGUUCACCUCCUAAUACAUCAGUUUGCUAUAUUUCUACAUCAGACAGUAGUAAUAUCCUUCAAAAUGGAAGUUGUAGCCCUGAUGUACACCAGAACAACAUUUUCUGUUGUCCUAUUGAUGACUGGAAAGAUGGGACUGUGGCAAAUCAACAAUCAAGAUCUGUAGGCAAGUCAACUGAAGCAGGACAUGCUGCUUUGCUGUACUUUGGAGCAAUGCUUGGGACAUUGACAAGGACAAAAGAAAGUAUUGGUCGAGCAACACGCAUAGCUAUUGAUUGUGCGAAGUUUGGUAUAGCAACUAAGGUGGUGGAAAUUCUCGUCCACAAUUUGGAAACUGAGUCAAGCCUGCAUCGAAGGGUGGAUCUGUUUUUUCUUGUUGACUCUAUUGUUCAAUGCUCUCGAAAACUGAAAGGAGAUGUUGGUGGAGUAUAUCCAUCUGCUCUUCAAGCAGUCCUGCCACGGCUAUUGUCUGCUGCUGCUCCUCCUGGAAAUAUUGCACAAGAAAAUCGGAGGCAGUGUCUUAAGGUUUUAAAGCUGUGGUUGAAGAGAAGAAUCCUACCAGAACCCACUAUUCGCCGUCAUAUCCAGAAACUGGACUCAUAUAACAGUUUGGCUUUCGCAGGUGCCUUUUCACGACGUUCAUUAAGAACAGAGAGAGCUUUUGAUGACCCUGUUAGGGAAAUGGAGGGUAUGCUUGUUGAUGAAUAUGGAAGUAAUUCAAGCUUUCAACUACCUGGAUUUUAUAUGCCCCGAAUGCUUGAAGAAGAAGGUAGUGAUUCUGAUGGAGGGAACUUCGAGGCCGUCACGCCUGAGCAUGAUUCUGAAACACAUGAAGUGCAAGAAAAGGUUCAUGCAAUUGAAAAGCACAAGCAUGUGUUGGAAGAUGUUGAUGGUGAGCUUGAAAUGGAAGAUGUAGCUCCCUCUUCUGAUGUUGAAUUUACUACAAUUUGUAAUGUUGAUCAAGGAAAUUCCAUGCAGUUAGAGAAGAAUCUUCCUCUUUCCUGUGUUCCUUCUUUACUACAGGAUGUGUCGUCAUUUCCCCCUCCUCCAUCUUCAUCCCUUCCACCACCACCACCACCCCCACCGCCACCAACAGUGCACCCAAUGUUAGCUACUUCUAAUCAAUAUCACACUACAGUUGAUUCAAAAGUUUUUGCAGAUUCACAGACCGUGAAAGAUAACACACUCCAUUCUACUCAGCCCCUGGCUGCACCAAGAAAUAUAGAGAUAUGUAGAGACAUGCUGAUGCAGAUACCCAAGUCUACUUGCUCUUUCAACACUUACCCUGUACAACCACCAGACAAUUCCAGGAGUUCUGAUGGCGUUAUGCAUAAUAAAGGUUACUCCUUACAGCCACCUCACCAUGUGCCAUCCAAUCAGUUUUCUUUUGUUCAUGUGGAACAUCAUGUUAAGUCUCAGAGGGAGGUUCCUCCACCCCCUUCAUACUCCAAUGCAGGCCACUUUACGAAGAACAUGAAGAGAGAGAAUAACUGCAACAAUCACGAGAGACUAAAACCACCUCCCUGUGAUUACCAAGAGAGUUGGAAUUUUCCUGCACCUUAUUCUGGUGCGCUGGCCCCUUAUGGUUGUCAUCCAAGUGAAUCAACUAGAUUAUCAGGUCAUGGGUGGAGAUUUCCGCCCCCGUCAGUGAAUUAUAGGGACUCCAUGCCUUUCAGACCCCGCUUUGAAGAUGCAAUUCCAGUGACAAACCGAGUUGUUUCAGGCCCAAGCUUUUGGCAGCCAAGGUGAACAUAAAUUACCUAGAAAUGAUGGCUGACAUGCUCCUGUCUAUGAGUCUAUCCGCAGGCCUUGUUAGCUAUUCUUCAACAAUUAGUAUCGUUACUUGCAUAGUUACAUUUCACUCAUUCAAUGUUAGACAUGACCCACAUUGGGCCUUUCCUUUGUUUAGGAAAGAUGAUUUUUGUUCCAUGUUUCUUUAUUCUGUACAUGCAAGAAAGUAUCCUGGGGAGUUCGCAGAGUUUACACAGGAUGUUGGAGGUCAUAAUCUGCUAGAUUUGUACAUAUGUAUUGUUUCUUCUGCAGAAUGUAGAGCAGGAAGGAGUCAUUGUAAAGUUGUUGGAGAGCUGUAAUUUAACUAGGUUGUCAUUGCCAUGUAUCAAAAUUGGAAGCCCUUGUAGAUUUUUGGACCAAAAUACGUAUAAAAGUUUUUCUGGAGCUGUUUCUUGGAA